AUAGUCGGAGAUAAUCGCCGAUGGAGAACACGGACGUCUUCUUGGGGCUGCAUGAUUUCCUAGAACGGAUGCGCAAACCCUCCGCCGGAGAUUUUGUCAAAUCCAUUAAAAGUUUCAUUGUUUCAUUCUCGAACAAUGCACCAGACCCGGAAAAAGAUUGUGCUACUGUUCAGGAGUUCUUUUCUAAGAUGGAGGCUGCUUUCAGGGCUCAUCCACUUUGGUCUGGUUGUUCUGAGGAGGAAUUGGACAGUGCGGGAGAUGGCCUAGAGAAGUAUGUUAUGACAAAGCUAUUUACCCGGGUAUUUGCUUCAAACACUGAGGAGGUUAUAGCUGAUGAGAAACUCUUUCAGAAGAUGUCAUUGGUUCAACAAUUCAUUUCUCCUGAGAAUUUGGAUAUACAACCAACUUUUCAAAAUGAAUCAUCGUGGCUGCUAGCUCAAAAAGAGCUCCAGAAGAUAAACAUGUACAAAGCACCUCGUGAUAAGCUUGUGUGUAUCCUUAACUGUUGCAAAGUGAUAAAUAACUUACUGCUAAAUGCUUCAAUUGCUUCAAACGAGAAUGCACCUGGAGCAGACGAAUUUCUUCCUGUUUUGAUAUAUGUUACAAUAAAGGCUAACCCUCCACAACUUCACUCAAACUUAUUGUAUAUACAAAGAUAUAGGCGUGAAUCUAAACUUGUUGGUGAAGCUGCGUACUUCUUCACAAACAUACUCUCUGCAGAGUCUUUCAUCUCAAAUAUUGAUGCAAAAUCUCUUUCAUUGGAUGAAGCUGAGUUUGAAAAGAACAUGGAAUCUGCACGAGCACGAAUUUCUGGUUUGGGCAGCCAGUCUUAUCAAACUGGUCAUGGCUCUGCACCACCCCCUCGCGAUGAGUCCACUCUUCAGAAAACUCAAAGUCUGAAUCCCAAGAGGGAAAACACUCUUUUCCAAUCAAAAUCGUCUGAUAGUCUUUCUGGGACCAACGAAAUACUGAAUAUAAACAGUGAAACACCAAUGAAGAAAGCUGAAUCCAUUUCAGAUUUGGAAAAUAAGGGUGCAAUACUUCUGAAGGAUACCGAGCCAAGCAAAGUCUUUCAAGAAUAUCCUUACAUAUUUGCCAGUGCUGGUGAUCUGAGGAUAGGAGAUGUUGAGGGCUUGUUAAAUAAUUAUAAACAGCUCGUUUUCAAAUAUGUGUGCCUGACCAAAGGAUUGGGUGAUGCAACAUCUUUAGCUCCAUCCAGUUCACCCUUGCAAGCGUUGUCCGGUUUUGAUACGUCUAAGGAAUCUGAGGAUCAUACAACAUCGUCUUCAGAUGUGCAAAUGACAAGGGAAACUGACAGCAGUGUUGAUGAUUUGAUCCGAGCUCUACAAGGUGAAGGGGAAGAUGUUAAUAAUUUGUCAGAUGUAAAACAUGAAGAAUAUGGCGCAAUGUUGGUAGAGCGAAAGGAUGAAGAACGUGAUCCCAAGAUGCUAGGAGAAGCAGAUGCCAAAGAUACUGAUUUGAUUAAGCAAACUCCUAAGAGAGAAAGUGAGAAUUCUAGUUCCCGACCUGCAGAAGAUGAAGAUGUUGGUUCCAAACACCCAGUUGCGGAAGCUUCUGAGUGAGCAGAAUGACUCGUCAAGGUGAUGAGAGUCUCUUGAAUGGGAUCAGUUCUUUGUUGAGGGAAGAAUUCAUUUAGUGGGGGGAAGCACAGGUCAGAGCAUAGUUAAAAUGUCAUCCAUUCGUUUCCUGCAGCUGUGUGUUUUGAGGAUGAGUGGAGAGUUGUAUGAGGUGAAGGCUAUCUGUAUCUGUAGUCUCUUGGGAAACAGGAGCAGUCAAAUGGUAACUCUACUUUCUUUAAUUGUGUUUUUUUUUUUUUUUUGCAGUCCACUCUUUGUUGCUCUAUGAUAUGAUUUUGGAGGGGCUCCUUAACAUUUAUCAAUCCAUAUGUAACUCUUACAUCUGCUAUUGCGUAUAUACAAUAAGGAUAUAAUCAGAAU
Molecule: messenger RNA, 1958 nt
Organism: Arabidopsis arenosa
Lineage: Eukaryota; Viridiplantae; Streptophyta; Magnoliopsida; Brassicales; Brassicaceae
Source: the annotation of a GenBank genome assembly